AUGCCGCCGUUACAAUGCGAGGGACAGCUGUUCAACAACCUGCAGUACACGCUACAGUACGAGCCGAAGCACCUGCCCGGGUGCCGGCGGCUGUGGGUACUGAAUAACAUCGUGAAUAGCACUGUGGAGAAGAUGACUUUGGAGCUGCUAUUGAACAACGGAUACACCAUGGAUGUGAGUGGAUUAGGGAGGGACACCUUCCACCCCUCUCCCCCCCUUCCCCUUUCUCUUCCCCCCGUCCCCUUUCUCUUCCCCCCGUCCCCUUUCUCUUCCCCCCUUCCCCUUUCUCUUCCCCCCGUCCCCUUUCUCUUCACCCCUUCUUCUUUCUCUUCCCCCCGUCCCCUUUCUCUUCCCCCCUUCUCCUUUCUAUUCCUCUUCUCUCAUCUCACCGCACCUCACCGUGCCUCACCGCAGGACAUCCUCGUAUUCCGCAUCAACUACACGCGCCUUGCCUCCCUGCCCGAGCACGCAUGGCUAGAUGCCGUCACAGAGCUGAACGAGGUGCGCAACCACAUGAUAGAGCACGGCAUAGCGCACGGGGCGCGGUGGGUGCUGCCGCUGGACGGGAACCACUUCUUCACGGCAGAGAUGUGGGGCUUCAUCCUUGCUGCUGCUUCCCGCCACGAGGCCGCCGGGAAAAAGAACCUCAAGAUCCCAGUGGCUAAGGUAGACGGCCCUCAGUCGCCCCUCUGGCUCAACGGCAGCACGCUCUACAGGGAUUUGCAGCCGCACGCGCCUCUGCAGUGGGAGGGGCACCUUGGCUUUCGCAACGACUCCCCCCACCGCUUCCACCCAGGUCUGGGGUACGGGCGGCGGUGCAAGCUAGAAGCCAUGGAUCGCAUCUGUGGCACAGGGCUGUACUAUGAAUGGCACGAGGCGUUCCGAUACCUGGGGCUGCUAGAGCUCUACCACCCAGACUUCACCCCUCUCAGAGCAUCUUUCAUCAUCCCUGCAAUCCCCACCACUCCCCUCUUCUCCCUCCCUCCCCUCCCUCCCCUCCCUUCCCUCCCUCCCCUCCCCCUCCUCCCCCAUGGUUUACCCCGGCCACCAAACUCCAUACUUCUUUGGUUACAGGUCUGGGGUAUGGGCGGCGGUGCAAGCUAG
Closterium sp. Naga37s-1 is the source of this 1104-nucleotide messenger RNA. NCBI's taxonomy places the organism in Eukaryota, Viridiplantae, Streptophyta, Zygnematophyceae, Desmidiales, Closteriaceae. The record is from the annotation of a GenBank genome assembly.